Messenger RNA from Cyprinodon variegatus (sheepshead minnow), 793 nucleotides. RefSeq names its product DnaJ heat shock protein family (Hsp40) member C27 (gene dnajc27). Lineage: Eukaryota; Metazoa; Chordata; Actinopteri; Cyprinodontiformes; Cyprinodontidae. Bases 227 to 793 code for a protein of 188 amino acids. Gene Ontology annotation, molecular function: GTP binding; GTPase activity. The transcript is spliced from 5 exons. The record is from RefSeq and is a predicted model, not a curated record.
GGCUGCAGGUUGUAGGUUGCAUGCUGCUGGUUGCAGGUUGUAAGUGGCAGGUUGCAUGCUGCAGGGCUGCAGACUGAUCAUUCUGCAUGAAACCUUCAGCAGAUCUGAUUGAUCCCAGUCCUGCUCUGAUCCUCCUGGUGGCUAACAGCAGCUAGCACCGUUAGCUGCAGCAGCUGCAGCAGCUCCCACGUUUCUACCGUAAAACUGGGUCAGAACCGAACCUGAAAUGGAGACAACGACGACGAAAAGAAGAGACAACAAGAAGUCUCUGCGGGUUAAAGUCAUCAGCCUCGGCAACGCGGAGGUGGGGAAGAGCUGCAUCAUCAAGCGCUACUGCGAGAAGAGGUUCGUCCCAAAGUACCUGGCGACCAUCGGCAUCGACUACGGAGUCACCAAGGUCCAGGUGAGGGACAGGGAGAUGAAGGUGAACAUCUUCGACAUGGCCGGACAUCCCUUCUUCUAUGAGGUCCGGAACGAGUUCUACAAGGACAGCCAGGGGGUUCUGCUGGUCUACGACGUGGGUCUGAGGGAGAGCUUCAUCGCCCUGGAAGGCUGGCUGGGCGAGAUGAAGCAGGAGAUGGGCUCCCAGGCCAACAUGGACAGCAUCGUCUUCACCGUCUGCGCCAACAAGGUGGACCUGACCAAGCGGCGCGUGGUGGACGAAGGCGAGGGUCGUCUGUGGGCGGAGUCCAGAGGCUUCCAUUACUUCGAGACGUCGGCGCAGAGCGGGGAGGGCAUCAACGAGAUGUUCCAGGUAGAGGUUCCACUGACCCCGGCAGGAGAACAUCUCUGA